AUGGGGAAAGGGGCUAGAGACAAGAAUCCGGCACCAGGAUAUACCAACGAGGUUCAGUGCGCAGGGGACCGACCAUUGCAGCUUCCUGUUUGUCAAACAAGUCACGUUGGCAACCCGGGGAAAGGUGCAAGAAAAAAGAAUCAGGCACCAGCAUGUUCCAAUGAGAUUCAGGGUACAGGGCGCAGCCCUUUGCAGGAAGAUGAAUCUGAUUUUGGGACCCUCACGGACACUAUAACUAGUCUUCUUGGUGCUGUGAAAAACAUGUCCCUGCAACUCGAUGAAAUUUCAUCUGCUGUGAAUGAUCUUGUUAAAGACAGCAAGAAUGUAGAUGCAAGUGGUGGUAAAUCAACUUCAGAUGAGCCUGUCAUGUCAGUUGAUUCUAAGCUACAUAUUGUUGAGGAGUUCCAUAAUUUGAAACAGACCACUACUGUUGCAGACUACCAGGAGAAGUUUGAGGAAUUGAGAGACUUGAUGGUGAAAAUUAAUUUUAAACCCUCAGAAGGUUAUUUCAUUUCCUGCUUCCUGAGUGGACUCAAGCCAGCUGUGAAAGAAUCAAUGGAGAAUCUCAAACCAGAGACUCUUUACCAAGCUUUCAACCUUGCACGACUCCAGGAGAUUGCAAUUGAAGAGAUGAACAGCAAAGUGAUGAAAGUCGAAGGGCUGAAAGACAAACUAAGGUCUUCAACUAGGGAUGAUCCUAACUUACAAUGCAAACAGGUUCAGGUGUUUUUUACUGCUGGCAAUCCCCUCAAAUUUAGAGCUUCUGUAGGAGAAAGGGAGAUAACAAUCUUGAUAUCCACUGGUAUUGAGGAUAGCUACAUCGAUAAGUCUCUAGCACUAGCAACAGGAUGCAAGAUUGAGGAGGCUGAACCAUUACGUGUACACUUUUUGAUGCUUGGCUACAAGGCAGUAAGCCGGUUCAUAUGUCCGCAUUUUGAGUGGACGAUGCGGGGUCAUAAAUUUAAUGCUGAGAUGAGGAUUGUUGAGAUAAAGGCAGAAUAUGACAUUGUUUUGGGUGCAGAUUGGGUGCGUGAAAACAACCCUCUGAGCUUCUCCUCUGAUGGGAUUUUCCUCGAGAAAGAAGGAAAGGAGAUAGUGUUGUUGGAUAAGUCUGGAUCUGGAUCUGCUAAUUUGCAGAGGAGCAGGCGGAUGUGCUUCACUUCUGAUGGAAUUAUCAUCCAGGAAGGAGAAAUAUCUAUACCAUUGCGCAUGGCAACUGAGUCGGGUACAAGCUGUUGUACGGUGAUAUCAGUGUCAAAGUUUCUGGAACGAGAUUCAUUGUUCAGAUGA
This is a messenger RNA of Oldenlandia corymbosa var. corymbosa, 1290 nucleotides long. The record is from the annotation of a GenBank genome assembly. Lineage: Eukaryota; Viridiplantae; Streptophyta; Magnoliopsida; Gentianales; Rubiaceae.